Cannabis sativa is the source of this 2055-nucleotide messenger RNA. RefSeq names its product protein DETOXIFICATION 35. Gene Ontology annotation, cellular component: membrane. Bases 356 to 1849 code for a protein of 497 amino acids. The record is from RefSeq and is a predicted model, not a curated record. Lineage: Eukaryota; Viridiplantae; Streptophyta; Magnoliopsida; Rosales; Cannabaceae. Gene Ontology annotation, molecular function: antiporter activity; xenobiotic transmembrane transporter activity. The transcript is spliced from 7 exons. Gene Ontology annotation, biological process: xenobiotic detoxification by transmembrane export across the plasma membrane.
UAAUAAUAAUAAUAAUAAUUCCUUUGUGAACUCACGCAAUUGCAUUUUACUAAAACGUAUAUGAAAUCGCAAACAAAAUUAGUCAGAAAAUGUAUAAAAUAUGGUUAUAGUGAUCUAUUUUUGGUUUUAUUUUAGCCUAUAUUAUUUGUUAGAUAUUUAUUAAAUUUUCAAAUUCCAUGCUAAUUAACACCUAAUUUGUUGGGUGGGUAGAGUAGACUCUCCAUUAAAUUAAUUAUAUAAAAAAUAAUCAAAGGGCAGAUUAAUUCAUAAUAACCAGAAAGGAGAGAGGUCUCAGUUCUCUGUAGAGAGAGAGAGAGAGAGAGAGAGAGAGAGAGAGAGACUGGUAAGGGAUCGAAUGGCGGCGGAAGAGGCAGCGGCAGUGCCACUGCUGACGGAGAACACCGGCCCGGAGGAGGAGGAUAAGGACUACGAGGCAGUGGUGAGUGUGAGGGACGUGCGUAAUGUGUUCUGGAAAGAGUCCGUCAAGCUAUGGACGAUUGCGGGUCCAAUCAUUUGCACCAUUGUCUGUAACUAUGGCAUCAAUUCCCUCACCAACAUUUUCGUCGGCCAUAUCGGUGAGCUUCAGCUCUCUGCCGUUACCAUUUCUCUCAGUGUUAUCGGUACCUUUUCCUUUGGUUUCAUGCUUGGAAUGGGAAGUGCGUUGGAGACGCUAUGUGGUCAAGCUUUUGGAGCUGGACAAGUCCACAUGCUUGGGAUUUACAUGCAGCGUUCAUGGCUGAUAUUACUAGUCAGCUGUUUUUUCCUCUUGCCCUUUUAUAUUUUUGCUGCACCAAUUUUGAAGAUUCUUGGCCAAGCAGAUGAUGUUGCUGAUCUUGCAGGAAAGUUCACCAUUUUAGUUAUUCCUCAGUUAUUCUCACUUGCUGUCAAUUUCCCAACUCAGAAAUUCCUUCAAGCACAGAGCAAAGUCAAUGCUCUAGCAUGGAUUGGCUUUGUGGCUAUGGUUCUUCAUGUUGGACUGCUCUGGCUCUUCAUUUACUUUUUCAAUUGGGGUUUGACUGGUGCAGCUGUGGCCUUUGAUCUCACCAGUUGGCUCAUUGUCAUAGCUCAAGUUGUGUAUGUGAUAUGUUGGUGUAAUGAAGGUUGGAGUGGUUUUUCAAUGCUGGCAUUUAAGGAGUUAUGGGCAUUUGUCAGGCUCUCUCUUGCUUCAGCUGUCAUGCUUUGUCUUGAGAUUUGGUACUUGAUGAGUGUGAUUGUUCUCACUGGUCACCUUAAAAAUGCAGUGAUUGCUGUUGAUUCCCUUUCUGUGUGCAUGAAUCUCAACGGAUGGGAAGCCAUGUUGUUUAUUGGAAUCAAUGCAGCCAUCAGUGUCCGAGUUUCGAAUGAGCUAGGAAUGGGGCGUCCAUUGGGAGCCAAAUACUCUGUAUAUGUGACAGUAUUUCAGUCUCUCCUAAUUGGUAUAUUCUUUGCAGUAGUAAUUUUGUUAACCAAAGAUGACUUUUCAGUCAUCUUCACCAACAGCAAGGAAGUGCAAGAAGCUGUGUCUCGCCUCGCAUAUCUUCUCGGUAUCACCAUGCUUCUCAACAGUGUCCAACCAGUCAUUUCAGGUGUUGCUAUUGGAGGUGGUUGGCAAGCAUUGGUGGCUUACAUCAACUUAGGAUGUUAUUACAUUUUCGGGCUUCCAUUGGGAGUUCUUCUUGGAUAUACAGCAGGCCUUGGAGUCAUUGGACUAUGGGGAGGCAUGAUAUGUGGAACUGCUCUACAAACCUUGUUGCUCUUGAUUGUACUAUAUAAAACCAACUGGAACAAAGAGGUGGAACAAACGACGGAACGCAUGAGGCUGUGGGCUGGUCAAGACGUUAUUGAGAAGCCAGCUGAUCAACAUAUAUGAUCUCAUUUUCAUUUUCUUUUUUCUUUUAUAUAUAAGAAAUUAGUGAAGGAUUUUCCAUUGUUAUGGUUCAAAACAGUAGUAGAUUUUUGGGUGACACUAACCAGCAAUGCUUCUCAUUUUACUCAUGUUAAGCGGAUCUGUUUUGUAGUUCUCUUUCAAUCUCUAAAUAUAUAUAAGAAAGUGCUACUGUUAAUUUUUUAUAACAA